Messenger RNA from Fraxinus pennsylvanica, 492 nucleotides. The record is from the annotation of a GenBank genome assembly. Lineage: Eukaryota; Viridiplantae; Streptophyta; Magnoliopsida; Lamiales; Oleaceae.
AUGGCAAUGUCGUCUCCAAGGAAACAUAUUCACAAGGAUUAUAUCAAGCGCGCACAAGCCUAUAAUCAAAAGAAGCAGGCUUUACAGAAACUUAAACGAAAGGCAGCAUUGAGGAACCCAGAUGAGUUUUAUUUGCAGAGGACCAAAACAAAAAAAAUUGGUGUAUUCUACAAGCUAAAGAGACGGACAAAUAAGUACCCAGAAGAUGAUCUGGAAUAUAUUUUGCUGAAAAAGGAAAUUAAAGAAAUAGAUGUGGAAUUGGAAGAGGUAAACCUUGAGCAGAAAGAGGUAAAUCUGGAGUUGGAAGAAAUAAAUGCCGAUAUUGAAGUCAUGACGAGCGAAGCAGAAGAAUUGAGGAAAUUAUUAUAUGAUUUACGGAAACACAAGGAAAAUGCAACGGUGGCCUGUGACAGAGCCAUUGUGUGGCAGAAACUCGUGCAAGGGAAUAAUCUGAAAAUUUUGUUCGAGAGGAAUUCUUUGGUAACGGGCUGA